Molecule: messenger RNA, 1218 nt
Organism: Caenorhabditis remanei
Lineage: Eukaryota; Metazoa; Nematoda; Chromadorea; Rhabditida; Rhabditidae
Exons: 7
Coding region: 1-1218 (405 amino acids)
Source: RefSeq, a predicted model, not a curated record
AUGAAGUACAACCAACUUUUUACAAUCCACUUGGCAGUAACUAUCAUUGCAAACGAUGUUCAUUGCUUUACAAUUGAUUCUAAAGAUAAAAUCGCUCCGGAACCAGGGACGAUAGUUGUGAGUGAUAAACAAGUCUUCUUACCACUCGGAUGGCCAGCCAAACUGUUAUGCGAUUCAGCUUAUAAACUUGAGGAUAUUAAUUUUCAAAGAACGAAACCACCAACAUGGAAAGUUAGAUUUCCAAGCGGUGAAGAAUUAGUUGCGAUUGAAUCAGGAAGUAAAGAAUUGGAUAUAUCGGAUAGUUCUUUGAAUAUAAGUCCAGCAACACAAGGAUUAGAUGGAACUAUAGUUGAAUGUAUAGUUGAUCGCUCUGGAAAUACCAGUCUCCUCUCUAGAUAUCGAGUGGAGACCCAGGAUUGCAAAUCGCAGUCUCCAGAAGACACUAACGCCUACAAUUUGCACAAUCCAUGUGCUUAUGGAAAGUGUCAAGUAGUGAGAAAAGUCGUAGAAUGCCUUUGUUUCAAACAGUACACUGGAAGACACUGCGAUAUUGAAAAACCAUCAAGCACAUUGCUGGAUGUUCUUCCAUACUUGAUGGCUGUAGCCUUUCCCAUUUUGUAUUUUGUUAUCACUUUCGUAUUUUCACUCGUCCAAGAAGAUAGAAAACAAGAAAAGUUGAUGGGGAUCUCUGAGUUAAUUGGACACUCGAAUCGAAGCACUUUCCAACAUUCUACUAUUUAUCCAUUUGUUCGAAAACUUCGAAGAUGUGAGUUCUCAGAAAGUGAAGAUUCAGAAGAAGAGGAUGAAAGUGAGGAGCAAUUUAUGGAUACCGUUCAAAACGCAUAUCAAUUAAUAAGAGACGGCGUAUUUUCUGACACUGAUUCCAAAGGAGCGGCUUUACCUGAAAACCCUGCAAUCAAAGCAACGAACGCGGAUGCUGGAAAUACGACGGGAGGAACAACUGUUGAUGUAUCUACCACAGGAAGUGCAAUGAAUACUGUUUCUGGAACAAUCUCUGGAACAAUUUCGGGAGCAAUGUCUGGAGCAGCAACAUCAAAGAUUCUUGAUGCAGCAGGAUCCCAGGGUAUCAACAGUAGAAGAACAAAUAAAAAAAAAGGAAAAGAGCCCAAGUCUAAAGCUGAACCAGCUAUCGAACCGAUUCCAGAAGUAGUUGACAUUCCAUUCGGAAAUUUCCCAGAAGAUUCUGUUAUUGGAUAA